AUGUCAGUAUCAACCACCUAGUCGCCAGAAAUUACCUCAUAGCUAGAUAACUACGACGAGAUAUUCGAAAACUACUCAAGAAUUUGGAGAGAGGCAAUUGCCCAGGACUAUUAGACCCAUUUUAAGGGACUCGAAAACUAAGAGAUGAGUGGCAAACCAAAGUCCUCUCUAUUUUCCCAAGUUUAUCAGUCAGUUGCUCCAGCAACUACCAUGAACAGCAACUUACUUAGAUAACCCUCGGUUUACUCAGGCUAAACCCAGAAUAACAAUGUCAUUCUUGAGCCUAACAUGAAUACCUAACAGCUCCUAGACUAAUUCACUCAGAAGGUAGACUAAUUAAAUCAGCAGCUAAUCCAAAAUAGAGAGGAUAGAGUUUAGGGGUGGGCUUAAAAAAUUAUUUAUGCUUUUAAGAUUUACUCAACUCAGCAAUUGAGCACGUUCAAAAACUAGAAAGGAAUGUAAUUUACUAACCCUAUGGAUAAAUUAAAAGAUACCAACCUAUCACUAAGUAAAGGCGCAUUACAAAAUUCUAGACAAAUAGGCGUAAACUCAAACAACUAGUUCUUGAACAAAGGAAUUAAUUCCCAAUUCUCAUCACCUAGCAUUGGAUCAGCUAAUUACAAUGAUUACUCUUAUUUCUCAGGCAGCAACAAUAUGUCUUCAGGCAUGAUCAAUGGCAAGCACCAGACUAGACAGCACCUAGUUGAGAACAUUCGUCAGCCACUUUUCCCAUUGAUGACAAAUGAUGCUGGCCAAGUGUUGCAGCCAGCUCAGCAGCCAUUGCAGAAUAAAAUGAACUUUGACAACGACGACAUCUACUCAAGUUAAUAAAAUGUAGACUUUAUUGUUUGCAACAACAAACAAUAAAAAGUGAAUACUCAUGUAAAUAACACUAUCUAUCCAACUUCUAAUAAUAACAAUAUGACAAACAACCAUAUUAGCAACUUAAACAAUAAUAGCAACAACAUCACUGGAGAUUUCCAGAGCAUCAAGACCUAAGGCGGGGGCGCGAGCAACAGCAGCAGAACCAAAGAUGAAGAGAAUGAUUUCAACUUCUCAUUCGACGAAGACUUUUUCUUCGAAAUCUAGAAAGGAGGAAUCGACCUAGACGAAUGA
Stylonychia lemnae is the source of this 1116-nucleotide messenger RNA. The record is from the annotation of a GenBank genome assembly. NCBI's taxonomy places the organism in Eukaryota, Ciliophora, Spirotrichea, Sporadotrichida, Oxytrichidae.